Molecule: messenger RNA, 300 nt
Organism: Encephalitozoon intestinalis ATCC 50506
Lineage: Eukaryota; Fungi; Microsporidia; Unikaryonidae
Exons: 1
Coding region: 1-300 (99 amino acids)
Source: RefSeq, a predicted model, not a curated record
AUGAAGAUAACAGACUUGCAGAAUGAGGUCAACCACCUCCUGUUUCUUUAUUUCACAUCUAUAGGGGUCAUCCAAAGAGAUGCGGGACUAGGAGACAUUUACGACAAGAUGGAAGAGCUGAAGAGAGAGAUUGAUGACUGCCGAAAAAGGAUUAUGCGGCUCAUGGACUCUGAGGAAGUGGAUGUAGAACUCUGCAAUGACUACAAAGAAAUCAUCACCGAGGGUAAGGAAUUUGUGAGAGAUGGGCUGAGUUUCCUUGACAAGCUUCUGAAGAAAGACUAUGGACCUGGAAACUAUUAA